CGCGCAUGACGUCACACGCAAUUCGCCGCCAUUACCUUUCCGUCUCUCCCUCAAGUGUAUUUGUCCCCUCUUCUCAUGCCGGUAAAUCACUUAAAACUGUGAACUAUUAGUGAAAAGUGCACUUUAUUAUUUAUUUAUCGAAGGAUCAGUGAUUGAACCUUCAAAAUCAUUUUCCAACCUUAUUAUUACCCGCUCCCCUACACCAUGAAGAGGUUCCACGAUGGAAACGCUCCUGGUCAGUUUAAUAAACGAUCGCGAGGUCCCAUCGAAGAGGGCCAGGUCGAGAUCCGAGUAUUAAUUCCUAGCAAGGUUGCCGGCUCGAUCAUUGGGAAAGGAGGAGCGAAUAUAUCCCGUUUGCGUAAUGAUUUCAAUGCCUCAGUAACUGUCCCAGAUUGCCCCGGCCCUGAACGUAUCUUGACAAUCCAGGCUGAGAUGGACAACGCCAUGAAGGUCCUGAAUGAUGUUGUUCCUGGUCUUGCUGAUUACGACAGCCGAGGCAGGCCUCGAGGUGCACCAAACAACCAAGGCAAUGGAGCAAGCAGCGACCAGAUUGAUCUCCGGCUCCUAGUUCACCAGUCCCACGCUGGUUGCAUCAUUGGUAAAGGAGGUGGCAAAGUCAAGGAACUGAGAGAAAAAACUGGCGCACGGAUAAAAAUCUAUACCAACUGCUGUCCUCAAAGUACCGACAGAGUAGUCCAGUUGAGCGGUGGAGCACAGACUUGCUGUGACUGCGUCAAGGAAAUCUUAGAACUUCUCGAAACGCAAGGAAGCACAAAGGGUGUUGAUACUCCAUACGAUCCGUUGAACUAUGACGAUUACUACGCAGAAGAGUACGGUGGUUUCGGCGUCGGAGGUGGUCAAGGCUACGGACCAGGCGGCCCACCAGGAGCCAUGGGUAGGAAUGGACCUAUGGGUGCGUCACGCGGAUUCAGUGGAGCCCCAAGAGACAUCACUGCCAGAGGAAUUGGUGGAGGAAGGGCACCAGCAGGUUUUGGUGGAUACGACAACUUUGGUAAUGGUAUGGUAGGCGAUGCCUUGCAACCGGCUGUAGCCAAUGGUGGCCCGCAAACCUCGACUUCGUUUUCCAUUCCCAAAGAUCUGGCUGGGGCAAUAAUUGGAAAGGCGGGCGCACGUAUUCGGAGAAUUAGGACGGAUUCCGGGGCUGGAAUAAUCAUCGACGAGCCGAAAGACGGUUCCAAUGAUCGAUUAAUCACAAUAACAGGUUUACCUCAUCAAGUAGAAAUGGCCCAUCAAAUGCUCCAACAAAGUAUGGCAGAAAACAGCGGCCCGCCUCCCCGGUAUUAAGUUUCCAGCCCAUCGUGUACAUUAUUCUCACAAACUCACUUUAGAGUACAACAAUUUUUGUCUCGUUCUUUAUAAUUUCAAAAAAUAUUUUGUUAUUUUUUAUUACCUCAAACGAGUUAUGUAUUAUCCAAAUACUGAAAUGACCACGUAGUUUUAGUCAUCUGAUCUAUAUUUGUAAUUAAUUCAUUCUUAUCAUUUCGUAAGUAUCUCGCUCCUUCAUGUGUCUGAAGUCCGUAAUUUUUUAAGUGAUCCCUUUGUCAUGGUACAAAGGUUCUCCCCAAGUUGUGUAUAGCCCCAGUCUUGUUUAAGUUAGUAUUUAUUGAUCCUUUUUUUUUUAAAUCCUACCUGCCGAAGGUAGGUUCUACGAGCUAAAACACUGAAGCCCGUAUCACAGAAGCAGUUGUCUCAUUUUCCUUUCUUUGAGUGGUUAAAUACUUAAUAGUCUCUUAAGUUGUAAUGGAUUGUGCUGUUUCAAAAAUUAUUCAGGCCCAGAUCUUUAUUUUGAAUCAUUCUUGUCUCAAUAUAGAUUAAGUUUCCUCUCCGAACAAGUAUGACCCCAGACCUGCAUUUUAUUAAGUUGUCCCUUUUCGCAAUAAGUUAUCUAAGAAGUCUCUGAAUAAGUCUUCACUACGGGUGCACCAUAGGUGAUCAGUACCAAUAGCUCUAGUUUUUCCACUUCAAUCUCUUUUGUUUUUGUUUUAACCUUUUGAUUUCUUGUCCUGAAAAAAUAUCAUAUUCUAAGUAGGAGUAAGUGUGUUCAAUUUUCACACUUAUCCACCCUUAAAUCAGAGGCACAAUUGAGACACUUAAGUAAAGAAGUUGAAUAGUGUUUGAUCAAUAAUCAAAAGUAUUAGGAAAUCUGAUAUCUUCUACUAAGUUCUACCUAACGCUGCACAUCCAAUAAGUAAUUUAAGCGUAACGGAUCUCGAAGAUAAUAUUUUGAGGAACAUUGGCUCUCCUUAUGUUUUAAGAUUUAAAGAAGAAAAUAUGUGUCCACUCUUUUACUUUUGUGUUCGGUGAACAUUUUUAUCUCCUAAGAACUCAUUUGAUUUUGUUGAAUAUACUUAUUUUUGCACUCUGGUCAAAAAUUUGCCAUUUCCCUGCAGAGCGUAAGAUGAGCACUGUCUCUAAUCAAUGUGGUAACAAAGCAAUUUUUGCACUGAACGAUGAAGCUGGUUCUUCCUCAUUCAGCCUGCAAAUCGGGUUUCAGUUGUUUUCGUCUCUGAUGAUCAGUAAUUUUUAUUUUUAUUUCACAAUUUGUAUCUUCCACCCUGAAAUCAUUGGUCCUUUUAUUUUUUAUUUAUUCUCUGUUUCUCCAUUCUCUUUUUUUUAAAAUAACUAUUCAUAAACGGUGAAUAGCUUUGUUUGAUGCUGACCAUUUUCAUUGUCGAAACUCCUUUUUCUUUUGAUUACUUUUCAUUUGUGCCCUAUCUGUACAAGUAUCAUUGAAUUAAAUGUUGAUUAAUUAUGGUAUAAUAAAACUCAGAAAUGAA
Molecule: messenger RNA, 2798 nt
Organism: Bemisia tabaci
Lineage: Eukaryota; Metazoa; Arthropoda; Insecta; Hemiptera; Aleyrodidae
Gene: HnRNP-K
Product: Heterogeneous nuclear ribonucleoprotein K
Molecular function (GO): RNA binding
Source: RefSeq, a predicted model, not a curated record